Linum trigynum is the source of this 1926-nucleotide messenger RNA. The record is from the annotation of a GenBank genome assembly. NCBI's taxonomy places the organism in Eukaryota, Viridiplantae, Streptophyta, Magnoliopsida, Malpighiales, Linaceae.
UGCCUGAGGCUGAAGGAGGGUCCCCUGCAGAAUUUAUUAGAGGCCUUUCAUUUGUUUGGUUGGUGUUAUAUUUCUGUUCCUCCCACCGGCUAUUCCUUAUUAAAGCUCUCUCGUUCUCAUUCCCCACUUUCUUACUUACUUCUGUUGGUUCUGAGAUCCCUCCAUGGCAUGCUUAGAAAUGUACAACUCCGACCAGCAGCACAAAGGCCACCAUUGCCCGCCAAUGAGCCCAAGAAUCUCCUUCUCCAAUGACUUUGUAGAUUCUCAACAGAUGAUGAGGCAGCAAGAGAGAAGCCCCUUGUCUCACCCUCCUCCAGCUUCAUCAUCAGACUUCGAAUUCUCGGUCACGGGCUACUCCAUGAUGAGUGCCGACGAGCUCUUCUCCAAAGGCAGGCUGUUGCCCUUCAAGGACAACAACGGCGGCGGCCAAAUGCAGAGGACUACUAUAAGGGAUCAGCUCCUCGUUGACGACGAUGGUGAUGUUGAAGUUUCGCUCCGGCCACCGAAAGGGUCGUCGUCGUCGCCAUCGCCGCGGUGGAAAGGGCUUCUGGGUUUGAGAAGGAGCCACAUUGGGUCGAAGAAAGUUGAGAGGGUCAAUCAUAGUACUACUACUGAUCAUCAGGCUCCUGUUGGUGAGAUCUGUAUAAGACCUGGCAGUGGUGGUUUUGUUCAUGACCAGGAUCAUCAUCUGGUGCAUGUUAGUCAAAGAAGUUCCCAGGAGGUUUUGAGUGAUGGAGGAUCAGGAUGCAGGGAUAUGGAGAUUGGAAUAUAGAGAGGAAGAAGUACUACUGAUGAAUUGAAGUGAGUAGUACCAGUUUGGAAAAGUUGUUGGCGGAAAUGAUAGUUUCUGUUUUUUUUCUUUUCUUUCUUUUUCUCAUCCAUCUUUUUCCCAAGAGAGCUUUAUUGUUAGCUGCUUAAAUUCGAAGUUAUGGUUAUCUUUUGUAUUCAUCUCUGUUCUUUUUUUGCUUCCCCUGUUCUUGGGGAGAGCUUCCACAUCUCAGUUCUUCCUAGAAGUUAGAGUCGUCCCAUGCUUUUCCUUUUCUUGUACAAAAGUGAUUUUUGUAAGUUUCGGAAGUCGGAAAAGUUGAUUGAGAAAUGAGAAUAGAUCUGUCUCUGUCCAAACCCUCACUCUAAAAAGAAGCGUUUCGUCUAGCCUUCCAAAGAAACCCACUUUUGACUGGGCAUAAAAAAAAACAACUCAGAAAAUCAGAAGUGUUGACUGUAUUAAGAUGGGGUAAAUUGGAAGAAGGAAGAUACAUUUAAUAUGUGCAGUAGCAUGUGAACAGCAUAAGAUAAGAUGUUUGGUUGGCGAUUGGCAGGUGGUACUAUUAUCUAUUCAGCAGUCAAAAACCUAGUGAACUAGUCGAACUUUCUUUAAGUUCCUCAUAGCCCAUGCUGUUAGAGCAUUUAAAACUUGUCAUUGCAUUGCAUGCAUCUAAUAGUUGAGAUUGGCUAAAUUACACGUUUGGUCACUCUAAUUAUACAAAUUUUUCACAUUUGCCACCCGAAUUACUUUUCUUUCUUAUUCGCAACUAAUUUACGAAUCGUUUCACCGUAGCCACCGGCCGUCCAAUUCCGUUAAAAUCAUCCUACGUGGCAGUCAACCAAAUGCUUUGACCGUUAGUUUGAUGAUGUGGCCACUAAAAAAUAUUAAUAUAUAUUCUUCAAAUUAAAUAAUAAUAUAAUAAAUAUUAAUUCCUAUUCUAAUGGCAAUUCCUUCCGCCCCUUCUUGAUACAGAGCUAGAGCUGAUCCAGAUCCCGCUCAGUCCCUGAAUGGAGCAAAUUCAAGAGCGGUGGCAAUGCACUCUAAACACUGAUCGCUGUCUUUGUGAUCGCGAAGAGCCAAGCUUGAACUCGCUUCGGCGGUGUGAUCCUGCACUUCGGGAAACCCAGCCUUCAACACAUCAAUCAACGGUUGGAGAAGCC